Messenger RNA from Trypanosoma rangeli, 1443 nucleotides. RefSeq names its product UDP-galactopyranose mutase. The transcript has a single exon. The record is from RefSeq and is a predicted model, not a curated record. The coding region runs from base 1 to 1443 and encodes 480 amino acids. Lineage: Eukaryota; Euglenozoa; Kinetoplastea; Trypanosomatida; Trypanosomatidae. Gene Ontology annotation, molecular function: oxidoreductase activity.
AUGCUAGGGCAAGGGACACCGAGAAUUGUUGUUGUCGGUGGGGGACCAACCGGCUUGGGGGCCGCGGUGCGUCUCACGGAGUUGGGCCACGAAAAUUGGCACCUGUACGAAUGCAACGACGUGCCUGGUGGUUUGUCGCGCAGCUUUGUGGAUGAGAAAGGGUUUACCUGGGACUUGGGUGGACACGUUAUCUUUUCUCAUUACCAGUACUUUGAUGACGUGAUGGAUUGGGCGGUGCAGGAUUGGAAUGUGCUGGAGCGUGAGUCGUGGGUUUGGGCACGGGGACGGUGGGUGCCCUAUCCAUUUCAGAAUAACAUUCACCGCUUACCGGAACCGGAUAUGAAACGCUGCUUUGAUGAAUUGGUGAAGUCACAGGCGCAGGCACACACGGAGCCACCACGUAACUUUGAGGAAUCUUUUACCCGGCAGUUUGGAGAAGGAAUUGCGGACGUUUUUAUGCGACCAUAUAAUUUUAAGGUGUGGGCUGUGCCACCGCGUUUGAUGAGCACAGAGUGGGUUGGGGAACGCGUUGCCACUGUUAACGUGGAACGUAUACGCCAGAACAUUAGAGAGAACCGUGAUGAUGUGGGUUGGGGACCUAAUGCCACGUUUCGUUUUCCUCAGCGUGGGGGGACGGGAGGUAUUUAUCAAGCGAUAAGAGAAAAGCUUCCGUCAGAACGAACGACGUUCGGUGAGGGGUUUAAAAUGACGGCGAUUGAUGCCGAUGCGAAGACCAUUACGUUUUCCAAUGGAGAGGUGGUGAGUUACGACUACCUUAUUUCCACGACGCCCUACAGUGACCUUCUGCGCAUGACGAAAGGCACAGGUUUCACUAACUAUGAGGAGUGGCCUGCCAUUGCGGACAAAAUGGUGUACAGCUCAACAAAUGUUAUUGGUAUCGGUCUGAAGGGCACCCCACCCCCACAGCUACGAACGGCCUGCUGGUUAUACUUCCCUGAGGAUACCUCUCCGUUUUACCGUGCAACGGUUUUCUCGAACUACUCAAAGUACAACGCCCCAGAAGGGCAUUGGAGUAUCAUGCUUGAGGUAAGCGAGAGUAGCUACAAACCUGUAAAUCAUGAAUCGCUUAUUGAUGAUUGCAUCGCCGGUUGUUUGGCAUCCGAUUUGCUCUCUCCUGACGAUGUGAUUGUGAGCAAAUGGCACUAUCGAAUCGAAAAGGGGUAUCCCACACCCUUUAUUGGAAGAAAUGAUCUACUUGAGAAGGCGCUACCCCAGCUGAGAUCUCGUGGCAUUUACUCCCGAGGGCGCUUUGGGGCCUGGCGCUACGAAGUUGGCAACCAGGACCACUCUCUCAUGCAAGGGGUUGAGGCCGUCAAUCACGCACUCGGUCUUGCCAGCGACGAGAUAACCGUCACGAACCCAUGUAAGGUGAACAGUACACGUGCGAGCACGUCCUUUAAACUCUUAGAAAAGAAAAUGUGA